This is a messenger RNA of Porites evermanni, 4227 nucleotides long. Lineage: Eukaryota; Metazoa; Cnidaria; Anthozoa; Scleractinia; Poritidae. The record is from the annotation of a GenBank genome assembly.
GUACCUGUUCAUCAGUCUUAUAACGAAUGGGAUUGCACUGCUUUGUUCCAAGCCACUCUCUACUCGAGGGCCUUCGCCUUACAUCACGGAACGCUAAAUGAUUUGUAUAUCAAGCCACGUGGACUGUCACAUGGACAUUUUCACGUAUCAGUGGUGAGCAAGGCUGGAGACAACGCAGAAACCUGCGCACUAGCGAUCGAUCAGCUUCGUAUUUUGAGAAAUUCCCUCUGUCACUCCACCAGUUCUAAGAUGGAAAAAGUGUUAUUCGACAAAUGCGUCCAACACGCCAAAGAUGCUUUCCUCGCCCUUGGAGUUUCAACAUCUCCAAUUGACGUAGUUGGUAGUUUAACAGAAUUAGACUUUCCGACAAUUGAAGUUCGUAGACUUGAGCAAAUGAUUAAAGAAGCAAAUUCGGCGCACAUGAAACUUUUUGAAAGCAUAACGCGAGAUACUGCAGACAAAGAUGAAGUUAAAAUGUUGGCGGAAAAAAUGGAAGAGCUUAAGACUUUGCAAGACGAGGGUGCUAUUCCAUCAAUGCCAGGUAGGGUAAUUCAUAGUGAACUCCAAAAAAAUCCAAGAAUGAUUGAAGCCUAGUUCAGCUCUUGAAAUUUACUGAGAGUAGGAUAACUGUCAGCUUUAAAAACUAAGCCUGCCUCCUUGUUUAAACCAACCAAUUUCUGUACUAUGCUUUGACAGAUAUCUUAAGUGGAUGUGCGCGCACUCAUGAUAGCUUAUUCAAUGGCAGUAGAAGCUUCAACCUUAAAUCGGUCGCUUAAUCAUUUUUUUGAGGCGAAUGUAGUUCCUUGAACCGAGAUAAGAUAAAGUAAAGAGAAAAUGCAGGCUACCAGAGUUCCAAGAGUAUACCAAGCUGUAUGCCCACAAUUUCUUGUUUAAAAACGUCUGUAGUGGCGAGUAGGGAGGACAGACGGCUGUAUCUGGAAGCUGCCACUUAACGAACCAAGGUACCAGGGGUCAGGACGUCGGACUCGCAAUCAGGCGGUCCCAGGUUCGAGUCCAGUCCCGGCCACUUGUUGUAUUUGUUCUCGGUCGUCCCGAGUUCAGCCCCUCGGACACGCUUCUAAAUAACAAACUGGUUGCCUCCUGCCAGUUGGGGUUUUUAAUUCUUUUAUGUUCUAUUUGAAUUAUUUGUUUCUAAGUAUUUGAGUGGAGUGCUUGUGAACUAGCUGGAUAAACUAAUUGCACUUUCCACUACAAACAAACCUAACCACUUGAUUUUGUUCUAAAUGUAAUCUCAGUGUAAUCUCUGUAUCCACAGCUCGUCUUCGACUGCUGAUUGAUUGUGAAGAAUUGAUAGGACUUUCUCCACAGGAGGGGCUUUCAAGGGUAAUCGUUACCCAGCGGGCAGACCAAGCAAUGCUCCAAGGAUCCGCAGUUGUAUCGACCACUUCUGCUAGCCCAGGGACUGCGGCCGAGGUAUUCCAAAAGAGGGAAAACACAGAGGCAGAAGAACCAAAGGAACCAAAGGAAGCCGCCCAAGGGGAGGCAGUGGUUAUAAAUGGCUUGAGGCAAGAAAAGAUUGGAAAUGGAGCUGUUCCCUCCCCACAAGAAAUUCUGAGUUCUAUCGCGUCAAAGUGCCUACUUAACCCUUCAACAUCGGAGGAGUUUAAUGGUUUUCUUCAUUAUAUGGAAAAGGUGCGUAAAGUUAUUAUUGUGGAUGUUAAGACUGGAAGUUUAAUGGUCAUGGUGGAAUGUAGCUCUCUCCAGGUCCUGGACGAACUCUGGGAAGAUUAUAUCACGGGUCAUCUUAGUGAAAUGGUACAGAAAUGCCUUGUGACCCAGGAAAUUCUAGAGGAGUUUGCCCUAGCUGAAGUAAAAAUCACAACAACUAUUAACGAAGAGGAGUACAAAGCAUGCCGCGAGCUAUUGUUGAAUCUUCCAAGUAGGUGUAAAGAUUAUCACACCGUAACUACCUAAUAUUAUCUGUAAACUCUCUCUUAUUUACAUUUGAAAACUGACUGCAUGACUUCGUGAAAACGUUGAAGGGCCUAUUAAGUAAAACAUUAUUAAGGUAAGCUACUUUCAAAGUUCUUCACAAGAGGAGGAAUGAUUAGAAAACUCGACGAAAACAUAGACUGAGUUGUUUGUGCCCGUCUUCGUUAUGAUUUCGACUGCUUCAAAUUCCCAACUCUGAGCACGUUAACAAGUCAAAUGACGGGGUAUUGAGGGGUGCGAGGAAAUUUUAAUGCACCUAUUUGAUAGAUACAUAAUACGCUAUGUCAGCAAAGAAGGUUUACUGCCAGGGACUCGGGCACUGUAGGAGUCCCCCCUCCCCCCCAGGGAUCCUAGAACUGCUGUUACCAUAUCAUGUCAACCGGGAUUUUAUGACCCUAUUUUAGGUAGAGUAGGUACCAAAAUUCCCUGUCCCUUUUCAGACCAUCGCGUGGAUGGACGAAAGCGAUUCCGCUAUGUUUGGACCACAAAAAUAUUUUUUGAGUAAGGGAAAGUACAGAUUUUAAAAAGCAGGGUACGUGUCAUCGGAGACUUAACAGACAGGUUGUUUGCUGAUUUGCAUGGUUAUUCCUUGUUGAAACAAAAGUCACUGUCGCGAGUUGUGUUUGCUUUUAGGAAUGCCCACCUACUCCUCCCCUGAGCCAACACGGUUCAAGGCGUCCGGAUAUUGGGGGCGGCGAAAAAAAGAAAAACAAACAAAACAAAAAUGAAGAGAAAGUAAUAUCGAGGGGUGUUCAUCUCUUCCCCUUUUUGUCCUCCGCGCUCCAUUUCGCGCCCCUCUCUACUAUUCGAAAGACUAGAGUAGGUUACUAUGAACAAGAAACUACAAUGUUUAUACCACUGACCAUUUCGAUUCCCAAAAAUGAUACGAAAUACUAAACCAAAUUCCUAUUAUUUCUUCACCCUAUUCCGGACUAAGCUGCUGUUGACGGCGGGAUUUUAAUAUAGAUUCUUCCCUUUUAUUUUAUCUUUGAAGACAUGAAAGCAUCGCAGCCAAGAAUGGAAAUAGAGGCUGCAAACACCGAUGACAUGUACUACACACUUGGAGUGACACAGCAUAAAAAACGUGAUUUCAAAGCAGCUCUCCAGUUUAAACAGCGUGCGCUGUCCAUACGAAUUAAAUUGUUUGGAGAAGAACACGAGAAAACUGCUGACAUUUACUUCUCACUCGGGUUAACAGAACAUAAACUAGCUGACUUUACAGCAGCUCUUCUGCAUAAAAAACAAGCUCUAUCCAUACGAAUAAAACUGUUUGGAGAAGAAAACAAAACUGUUGCCGACAAUUACCAUUCACUCGGGACGACACAGCACAGACUAGGUGACUCAGUAUCAGCAGUUCAGUCUCACCAGCGCGCAUUGGCCAUCCGUAUUAAACUGUUUGGAGAAGGACACAAAAGCACUGCUGAUAGUUUUAACUUACUUGGGAAAACACAGUAUGAAUUAGGAGAUUUCAGGUCAGCCCUUCAGUCUCACCAGCGUGGGCUGGCCAUCCGUAUUAAACUGUUUGGAGAGAAACACAAAAAAACUUUCGAAAGCUACCACUCACUGGGGAUAACACAGCAUCAAUUAGGUGAUUUCAAGACAGCGCUCCAGUCUUACCAGAGCGCCCUGGCCAUCUGUUUUAGACUUUUUGGAGAAGAACACGAAACCAUUGCUGACAGUUACUACUUAAUUGGUAUAACACAGCAAAAAAUGGGUGACCUCCAAUCAGCCCUUCAGUCUCACGAACAAGCGCUGGCCUUCCGUGUUAAACUGCUUGGAGAAGAGCAUGAAAGCACUGCUGACAGUUACCACGCACUAGGGAUAACACAGCAUCAACUAGGUUACUUCAAAUCAGCUCUUCAUUCUCACCAACGUGCGCUGGCAAUCCGAAGUAAGGUGUUUGUAGAAGACAACAGAAGCACUGGUGAUAGCUACUAUUCACUUGGAAUAACAGAAUAUCAUCUCGGUGACUACGAAUCAGCUGUUCGGUUCUACGAGCUUGCUCUGGCCAUCUAUAGUCAACUGUUUGGCGAAGAACACGAAAUCAUCGCUCACAAUUACCACUCAAUGGGGGUAACACAACAUCAACUAGGUUACUUCAGAUCAGCCAUUUAUUCCCACCAGCGUGCGCUGGCCAUCCGCAAGAAAUUGUUUGGAUUAAAACACGAAAGAACUAGAGAAAGCUACCACUCACUAUGGGCAACACAGUACAAACUCGGUACCAUUAAGCCAUCAGCCUUUACGUUUAANACAAUUACCACUCAAUGGGGGUAA